Molecule: messenger RNA, 883 nt
Organism: Prunus avium (sweet cherry)
Lineage: Eukaryota; Viridiplantae; Streptophyta; Magnoliopsida; Rosales; Rosaceae
Source: RefSeq, a predicted model, not a curated record
AUGUGGCUCUAUUAUGGAAAACUAACUGGGGGCGUUAACAAAGAAGGAAUCAAAUACUACAACAAUCUCAUCAAUGAACUCCUACGUAAUGGUUUAAAGCCGUUUGUGACACUCUUUCACUGGGAUCUUCCUCAAGCUUUAGAAGACAAAUAUGGUGGUUUCUUAAGCCCUCAUAUUAUCAAUCAUUUUCAAUACUAUGCAAAACUUUGUUAUAAGGAAUUCGGAGAUCGGGUAAAGCACUGGAUCACAUUAAAUGAGCCAUGGACCUAUAGUAUUGGUGGUUAUGCAGGAGCAGGUUUCGCACCAGGACGAUGUUCAGAUUGGCAGAACUUAAACUGCACUGGUGGAGAUUCAGCUACUGAACCAUAUUUGGUGGCACACCACUCCUUACUUUCUCAUGCAGCUGCUGUAAAAGUGUACAAAGAUAAAUAUCAGGCUGCUUCAGAAUGGCUAUAUGUUUAUCCAAGAGGAAUUCAAGAUCUUUUACUAUAUACAAAGAAAAAGUAUGAUGAUCCACUAAUUUACGUUACUGAGAAUGGCAUUGAUGAGUAUAAUGAUCCCAAAUUAUCACUUGAGGAAGCCCUUAAUGAUACCCAGAGAGUGGACUACUACUACAGUCACCUCUCGUACCUUCAAAGAGCAAUCAAGGAUGGUGUCAAUGUGAAGGGAUAUUUUGCAUGGUCAUUACUAGACAACUUUGAGUGGAGUUCUGGAUACACUGUUCGGUUUGGUAUCAACUAUGUGGAUUACAAUGAUGGACAGAAAAGAUACCCGAAAGUUUCAGCACAUUGGUUCAAAAGUUUCCUAAAAAAAUAUUGAACAAAUCAAAUUAUAGUUAUUGUACGUAACAGAUGAUAACUCAUUCCAUAUUUGUAUUACUUCA